AUGGCGGAUGGCGGGGCUGAGGGCAACCCUCUUGUGGUGUGCCUGGAGGCUGGAUGCAAAAAGGAUUCUCAAGCUGCUCGGGAGGGCUCCUGCCCCUGCACCCUGCAGGUAGGAGCCUGCCCUCCAGCAGCUCCUCUUGCUUUCACCCUGCCCUGUAUGUGUGCCUUGCAGCCAGACGCUCAGCUGGCAGGCAUCAAGCUGCACGGUCAGUGCUAUGAUACCAGCGGAGAUCCCGAAAUACGGGUGACAGCUAUGCUGGAGCUGGGAUCCCCCCUGGAGAUGAUUCAGCUCCUGCAGACCCCCUGGGAGGAGAGAUUUAAAAUUUGCCUGAGUCUUGUGAAACUGCUGUUUUACUUGGCACAUUCCCCCCUGGGUUCAAUAGUCCUCUUGGAUUUCCAGCCGAGGCAGUUUGUUAUGGUGGAUGGAAACCUAAAAGUGACAGACAUGGAUGACGCCAGCAUUGAGGAACUGUCAUGCAAGGAAGAUAAUGACUGCACACUCGACUUCCCUACAAAAAGCUUUCCUCUCAAAUGCUCUGCGGCUGGGAAAUGUGAAGGAAUAAAUGAAAAGAAGAAUCUUUUCAAUGCAUAUCGGUAUUUUUUCACCUAUCUUUUGCCACACUCUGCACCACCGGCUUUGCGGCCUUUUUUGAGUGAUAUUCUGAACGCCACAGGUGACUUACGAUAUGGAAUAAAUGAAACCCUGAAAGCUUUUGAAAAGGUUUUGCAUCUGUACAAGUCUGGGCUUUAUCUGCAGAAAAGACCUCUUCAUUUAAAAGACUACAUCUCCCUAAAGGGCUUCCGAAUGGCAGAAGGAGAAGACUACAAGUGCUGGCCCUCCUACAGCCACCUGGGAUGCCUGCUCUCCGUUCACAGCGCCGAGGAAGCCGCCGCAAUUUGUAACUCCCAGUCACAGUGUCAGAGUUUCAUUGUCACCCAGCAGAGGACGUGGACGGGACGCCCACUCGCCUCCUUUCAGAGUAGCCCGACUGAUUUAAUACCGGAUGCUAACACUGUAGUCUAUAUUAAACGAUCAGCUUCCUCAGGAGAAAGACUUUAA
Molecule: messenger RNA, 1059 nt
Organism: Egretta garzetta (little egret)
Lineage: Eukaryota; Metazoa; Chordata; Aves; Pelecaniformes; Ardeidae
Product: extracellular tyrosine-protein kinase PKDCC
Exons: 8
Coding region: 1-1059 (352 amino acids)
Molecular function (GO): non-membrane spanning protein tyrosine kinase activity
Source: RefSeq, a predicted model, not a curated record